Mugil cephalus (flathead mullet) is the source of this 3659-nucleotide messenger RNA. Its product is annotated as NAD(P) transhydrogenase, mitochondrial-like. Gene Ontology annotation, molecular function: NAD binding; NADP binding. The coding region runs from base 186 to 3401 and encodes 1071 amino acids. Gene Ontology annotation, biological process: NADPH regeneration; proton transmembrane transport. The record is from RefSeq and is a predicted model, not a curated record. The transcript has 22 exons. Gene Ontology annotation, cellular component: mitochondrial inner membrane. Lineage: Eukaryota; Metazoa; Chordata; Actinopteri; Mugiliformes; Mugilidae.
AUUUAUACAUAAAUAGUGCGCCAGUGAUAUCGAAACUGCGGAAGGUCGUCUGUCUGUCCCUGCAAGCAGACGGACGGUUUUUGGGGGUAGGACGUCUCACAGGUGACCCUGCUGCUGAGGGGGAAGUUCAGCCAUUAACCUGCUCUUUCUGGAAGUUUGAAAGAGCUAGAGGGACUCCCGGGGCCAUGUCGACCCUCCUGCGCUGCAUCUCCAGCUCCUCUGUCGUCUUGUUCCAGCGAGGUGUCCGUCAGAAAAUCCCUGGAAAGAGACAGUUCAGGACUUUCCCUGUGUUAUGGGACCAAAAGGCCUCCAGAGGUGUGCUCUACAAGGACGUGGUGGUUGGAGUUCCUAAGGAGACUCUACAGAAUGAACGGCGUGUGGCCUUGUCUCCUGCCGGGGUCCAAGCGCUGGUCAAACAAGGUUUCAGGGUUCAAGUGGAGAGUGGAGCCGGAGAUGAAGCCAAAUUCUCUGACCAGCAGUACAAAGAUGCUGGAGCUACCAUCACUGACGUCAAGGGAGCCCUCGGUUCAGACUUGGUCCUCAAGGUUCGAGCCCCCAGUUUGAGUGAGAUAGACCUCUUAAAACCAAAGUCUACCUUGGUGAGUUUCAUCUAUCCGGCACAGAACCAGGAGCUGAUGAGGAAGCUGGCAGAGAGGCAGAGCACUGUGUUAGCCAUGGACCAGGUGCCCAGAGUGACCAUCGCACAGGGCUACGACGCUCUCAGCUCCAUGGCUAACAUCGCCGGGUACAAGGCUGUGGUUCUGGCUGCAAACCACUUUGGCAGGUUCUUUACUGGUCAGAUCACAGCUGCAGGAAAAGUACCACCAGCUAAGGUCCUGGUUAUUGGAGGUGGAGUGGCUGGUUUAGCAGCAGCAGGGGCAGCCAAGUCCAUGGGAGCCAUCGUCAGAGGCUUUGACACCAGGCCAGCAGCUCUGGAGCAGUUCAAGUCAUUUGGUGCAGAGCCUUUGGAAGUAGACAUCAAGGAGUCUGGCGAGGGGGUGGGCGGUUAUGCCAAAGAGAUGUCAAAGGAGUUCAUCGAGGCUGAGAUGGCCCUUUUCGCCAAGCAGUGCAAAGAGGUCGACAUUCUCAUCAGCACUGCUCUGAUUCCAGGGAAGCGGGCUCCCAUUUUGAUCAAGAAGGAGUUUGUGGACACUAUGAAGGAUGGCUCUGUGGUGGUGGAUCUGGCUGCGGAGGCUGGGGGCAACAUUGAAACCACCAAGCCUGGAGACCUGUAUGUUUAUAAGGGAGUAACACACAUCGGCUAUACGGACCUGCCCAGCCGCAUGCCCACCCAGGCCAGCACUCUGUAUUCAAACAACGUACUGAAGCUGCUGAAGGCCAUUAGCCCAGACAAGGAAUACUUCCACUAUGAGCCAAAAGAGGAAUUUGACUAUGGAACAAUUGACCACGUCAUCCGUGGGACUCUUGUAAUGCAGCACGGAAAGAACAUGUUCCCAGCACCUCUCCCUAAAACCGUCCCGCCAGCUCCAGUAAAAGCGAAGUCGGUCGCCGAGUUGGAGGCCGAGAAAGCGGCAACCGUUUCUCCCUUCAACCGCACCAUGACCUCCGCCGGGGUCUACACCGCAGGAGUGUCCACCUGUCUGGCUCUGGGCAUCAUCUCCCCGAACGCAGCUUUCACCCAGAUGGUCACGACCUUUGGUUUGGCCGGGAUUGUGGGAUACCACACCGUGUGGGGCGUGACCCCCGCUCUGCACUCGCCCCUCAUGUCCGUAACCAACGCCAUCUCAGGUCUGACUGCAGUAGGAGGUCUGGUGCUGAUGGGUGGAGGUCUCACACCCUCCACUCUGCCUCAGGGUCUCGCCCUGGCUGCUGCCUUCGUUUCCUCCAUCAACAUUGCCGGCGGUUUCCUGAUCACCCAGAGGAUGCUGGACAUGUUUAAACGUCCUACUGACCCUCCUGAGUACAACUACCUGUACGCGCUGCCUGGGGCUGCGUUUGUUGGAGGAUACGGAGCCUCUCUGGCUGCUGGAUACAGCAUUGAGCAGAUGAUGUACCUGGGCUCAGGCUUGUGUUGUGUCGGGGCUCUGGCGGGCCUUUCUGCUCAGAAGACCAGUCGGCUGGGGAACGCCCUGGGGAUGAUGGGAGUCGCGGGGGGCAUCGCCGCCACCCUCGGGGCCCUCAAACCCUCCCCAGAGCUGCUGUCUCAGAUGUCCCUGGCCAUGGCCACUGGAGGAACCAUGGGUCUGACCAUUGCCAAGCGCAUUGAAAUCACAGACUUGCCGCAGCUGGUGGCAGCCUUCCACAGCCUCGUGGGGCUGGCGGCCGUCCUCACCUGUGUUGCCGAGUUCAUGAUCGAGUACCCCCAUCUGGACGCUCACCCAGCCGCAGGUGUCGUGAAGACCGUGGCUUACCUGGGCACCUACAUCGGCGGCGUCACCUUCAGCGGAUCCCUGGUGGCCUAUGGAAAGCUUCAAGGCCUCCUGAACUCUGCUCCACUGCUGUUGCCUGGACGACACAUGUUAAAUGCCGGUCUGAUGGCGGCGUCCAUGGGAGGCAUGGUGCCCUUCAUGCUCAGCUCCAGCUAUGGCACUGGCAUGGGCUGUCUGAUUGGAGUGUCCGGGCUUUCCACCGUUAUGGGUGUAACACUGACGGCUGCCAUUGGUGGCGCCGACAUGCCCGUGGUGAUCACCGUGUUGAACAGCUACUCUGGAUGGGCGCUCUGUGCCGAAGGCUUCUUGCUAGACAACAACCUCAUGACGAUCGUGGGAGCCCUCAUCGGCUCCUCUGGUGCCAUCCUCUCCUACAUCAUGUGCGUGGCCAUGAACCGCUCCCUGCCCAACGUGAUCCUGGGCGGGUACGGCACCACCUCCACGGCGGGCGGAAAGCCCAUGGAGAUCGUCGGCACUCACACCGAGGUCAAUGUGGACCAGACCAUUGACAUCAUCAAAGAAUCCAACAGCAUCAUCAUCACGCCAGGGUGGGGUCUGUGCGCAGCCAAAGCCCAAUAUCCAAUUGCAGACAUGGUGAAGAUGCUGAGAGAGCAGGGCAAGACUGUCAGGUUUGGUAUCCACCCAGUCGCUGGUCGUAUGCCGGGCCAACUGAACGUCCUUUUGGCUGAGGCGGGAGUUCCUUAUGAUGUGGUCCUGGAGAUGGAUGAGAUCAACGACGACUUCCCAGAGACGGAUUUGACGCUCGUCAUCGGUGCCAACGACACGGUGAAUUCUGCAGCACAGGAAGAUCCCAACUCUAUAAUCGCUGGCAUGCCUGUCCUGGAGGUGUGGAAGUCCAAACAGGUGAUCGUGAUGAAGCGUACCUUGGGCGUUGGUUACGCUGCAGUGGAUAACCCCAUUUUCUACAAGCCAAACACAUCCAUGUUGCUGGGAGAUGCCAAGAAGACCUGCGACAGCCUACAAGCCAAGAUCAGAGAGACCUUCUACUAAUUACUAUUACAUGUAUUGUGUACAGAAAUCUCAAGCACAAAAGCAAAUGAACAGAAAUUAUAUUUCAAGCAUUGGGUUUUAGGAUGCAUAUUUUUCCAGGAUGAAUUUAAUGGGUCUCACAUACGAAUGUGAUUCCAUUCGUUAGGUGGGAAAGAUUCAUAAGAUGAUUCAUUUUUUUUCUCCUUUGUUGAAAAUAAGAGACAAGAAAAGCACAAACGUGUACUGAUUUGUAAAUAAAAUAUUUAAAUGUGACUGAAA